Molecule: messenger RNA, 2211 nt
Organism: Blastomyces dermatitidis ER-3
Lineage: Eukaryota; Fungi; Ascomycota; Eurotiomycetes; Onygenales; Ajellomycetaceae
Product: VPS9 domain-containing protein
Exons: 2
Coding region: 1-2211 (736 amino acids)
Biological process (GO): vesicle-mediated transport
Cellular component (GO): endocytic vesicle; cytosol
Molecular function (GO): small GTPase binding; guanyl-nucleotide exchange factor activity
Source: RefSeq, a predicted model, not a curated record
AUGUCCGCUGAAUCUACUCCACGCCCAACCGGGCCCCAGAUCUCGAAGUCGUUCUCCCGCAUGGAGGACGCAUCACCCAAUUCGUUUCCUCGGAACCGUGCAAAAACAGUUCACGGGAUUGUAACGCAGGAGGUAGCCCCAGAGAAUUCUCCUCUUAUGUAUAUGGACCCGGACUCUGUAGAUGGGGAAGCGGACCUCUUUGCGAAAACAGAAUCCCUGGGGUCAGACGAGGCUUUCCUACUGGAAAAGUCCGAUCCCAAUUAUUUGCAAUUGCAAUACAUGACAGACCACUUUGAGCUCCCUAUAGAGCUAGUUAGUUUGACUGAUAGGUUUAUUGCCUCUCUCAGCGCGAAAGUGUACUCUACCCCACCCUCUAUAGAUAGACUUUCAGACCUCUUUCAAGACUUUUAUGUGCGUGCCGCUGCACAUAUAUCGACCCACAUUUCGACUCUAGCCUCCCGUCUGAACCGCCAGCCGUUACCUUCUCCUUCACAGACUCAGAUUUCCGGAAAGGCUCAACGAGAUCCCUUGUCAAGUUCGCCCGGUCAUAAAGACAGCCAAAAGGGCUCUGAAAAACUUACUACUGACCAGCAAAUGCUGACUGCGGAGGAGGUGGCGGAAAAGCGGAGAGCCCGCAAGAUUUUGCAGUACAAGGGCCAUGCCCUCGAGGAAGCGGUCGAGCGACGGGCGUGCGAGGCUGUAUACGAGAAGAUCUGGCGGCACAAAAAUUCUUUGGAUGAAGUCAGAGAUGAGAAGCUGCGUUCCAAAACAGCGACAUUAGCACUUGUUGGUAUUGGACUGAAGGACCUAGGAAUCGAGACUUGGGAUCUGAACGAAGAAGGCUCUGAGCCGUCAAAAUUCCUAAGUUCUGCCCGAGAAAGCUUAAUUAAGAUGAACGACGAAAAAUUCCCGUUAGGCAAACUCCAUCAUCUGACUGCUGCCCACAAGGCUAUUGUUGAUACACUGACAAUAGUUCUUCCAUCAUCCUCCUCCGCUGAUGAAAUCCUACCGACCUUGAUAUACACCCUAAUAACCACACCCGCAGAAGGCAUCAACAUCAUUAGUAACCUGCUGUUCAUUCAGCGCUUUAGAGCGUCUAGUAGACUCGAUGGUGAAGCGGCAUACUGCCUGACUAACCUAGAAGCAGCCAUUAGUUUUCUAGAGAAUGUGGACUUAAACAGCUUACAAACAGACCGGACAGAAAAUAGCAUGGCAAACUCUCCUAGGAGUGUUUCUAAUCCUGCAUCUUUGCGACCUGAUGCGCCAACAACUAAAAGCUCUGCUACCGUUUUGGGUUCUUCGGCGUCCUCUGAAACGUUAUCUGAAAUUGGACAAUCAGACCCAGGGUGGCGCUUGGCAUCAAAUGAAGGCAUACCAAAGCCUCGUGCAGCUGAUCCUUCGCCACAGCGACGUCUAACUGACCUCCUUCAACCUUCAGCUAAAGUGCUUGGUGCCGCCAAUGAUGCUGUUCGAAACACAGCUGAUCAGGGGUUCAAAAAUAUCAGCAGCACACUCGAUCAUAGCUUCAACUUCCUCUUUGGCCGCUUGAGGGAAGUUCAAAUUAAACAAAGUGGGGAGCCAAAUGGGAUGUCUACGAUUUUGCCAAAAACACUAGAUGACGCUCGACGGUUGGUUACCACCUCGCCAAUCAUCGACGACGAGAACGAUCGCAAUAUGAAGGCGGAAGAUAGACUCAUCGGGCUUAUCGGGGGCCGAAAAACAUCCAGACAAAACAGCGCUGGUAGUUCAGGGAACAGCGGCAGUGGAUUAAAGGCCGUUGCAACCAGUGCAGAAACUUCUGCUCCGACUGCAGCUAGUUCCGGGUCUAUUUUCUCCAACCCCGCACACCAAAUAACACAGACUCCGCCAUUUGGCUCAAUGAAGAGUUUCGGCAAUACCCUAAACCCCUUAAACCACAUUCCAGGUAUGAUCCGCGGGUUCGGACGAAGCACACCAGACCCAUCUCUGGACACCGUAUUAUCCACAGACAACUCGAAACCAUCGGACUCCAUAUCCAGCCGUUCCAGCACUCCCAUACCACACAAGAACACCACGAGCACGAGCAUCAACGCCACCGAAUUUAAACCUCCAAUCAAGCGGUUCUUGGAAAUGCCAGAUGCUGGAGAUCUUAAGAUGAGCGAUAUCCCUGAGCUGCUGGAGGAUUAUAAGCGGCUUGCGCUGUUUUUGAAGGAACACGGGACUUCCCAAUAA